This is a messenger RNA of Neoarius graeffei (lesser salmon catfish), 4306 nucleotides long. It is a transcript of the gene mrtfbb, whose product is annotated as myocardin related transcription factor Bb. Gene Ontology annotation, biological process: smooth muscle cell differentiation. The record is from RefSeq and is a predicted model, not a curated record. Bases 215 to 2761 code for a protein of 848 amino acids. The transcript has 15 exons. NCBI's taxonomy places the organism in Eukaryota, Metazoa, Chordata, Actinopteri, Siluriformes, Ariidae.
GGCUGAAACAGCGCUCCAUGGGAUUAUCAGCUCUUCUCUCGGCUGCUCUGUAAUGGCCUGCCUCGAGGUCGAAACUCCAACCGUCUGCAGGGGUAAAGUCCCAGCUGGGCAGCUUUUAGCUUGUUUUCCCACCAGGUAUCACUGGUGAAGUCAUGUGCUGCAGCUGAGACUCCAGCAGAGACGCACUCGGGAACAGCUUGUAGACCAGGGCAUUAUGCCGCCACUGAAGACUCCUGCUGCCUUUCAUGAACAGAUACGAAGCCUUGAGAGAGCCAGGACUGAGAAUUUCUUGAAGCACAAGAUUAGCAGUAGACCUGAGCGUGCAGAGCUCGUCCGCAUGCACAUCCUCCAAGAGACUCAGGCAGAGCCCUCAUUGCAGGCCACACAGAUGAAGCUCAAAAGGGCUCGUCUGGCCGAUGACCUCAAUGAGAAGAUUGCCCAGAGGCCUGGCCCAAUGGAGUUGGUAGAGAAGAACAUCCUGCCUGUCGACUCCAGUGUGAAGGAGGCCAUCAUUGAAAAUGAGGUGAACUACCAAAAGACCCUGGAUGUGUAUAACUUUGAUGAAGACAGCAGUGAAGCUUUGUCCCCAGAGAAUCCGGCCAGUCAGGAAUCUCAGUGCUCUGUCCCAUCACCCAGAGAUGCCAAGCUGCCUGAGAACUCCUCUGCUACACUGACCGCUGGCUCCAACAUUCAGCCCUGUCCACCUACGACCCACUGCUCAGAGUUAGUCAGUCAAACAUCAGCAGAGGAUCAGACAAACACUCAGCACAUAACUCCUGCUCAGCCAGUCACCACCACUCUCCCCAUCAAAUCAGGUCUUACUCUUGUGAAGCAAAGUCAACCCAAGCUUCCCAGUGAAAAAAGCCGCAGCAAAAAGAGCAAAGAACCCAAGCCAAGGAUAAAGAAGCUCAAAUACCACCUGUAUAUCCCACCAGACCAAAAACAGGAGCCCAGUGAGGCCCCUAUGGACUCGGCCUAUGCCCGAUUGCUUCAGCAGCAGCAGCAGUUUCUACACCUGCAGAUCCUUACCCAGCAACAACAGCAUUACAACUACCAGGCCAUUCUACCUGCAUCUGCAUCUCUCAGGCCUUUGCCUAAGGUUCAGACCAGCUGUCCUAACGUGGCCAUGGGAAACAGCCAAGCUCCACUUGUAGUGUCCCUGCCCAGUGCUACCCCUGGACUCGGCACCAACAGCAUGAACAACCGCAAGUCUGGCCCUCUGCCUGCUAACUUGGAUGAAAUGAAGGUGGCUGAACUUAAAAUCGAGCUGAAGCUACGUGGUCUCCCUGUAUCUGGCACUAAAUUAGACCUCAUAGAGAGGCUCAAGCCCUACCAGGAGAGCUACAAGGUCAACAGCACUCAACAGACUGAGACCAAUGGCAUCAUUGCUCCACUGGCCAGUCAAAAGACAGAAAGCAUAAGCAUGAGUCCCCCAGUGUCUCCUGUGCACUCAGAGGUUUCCACUGGGAGUAUGGAGGAGACCAGUGACAGCAAAAUGUUGGUUGCCACAUCUCCAUCCAUCAUGAAAACAGAGGAUACAUCAGUGGAAGUAGCAGUACCUGAUAAAGAUCAGAGCUUAUACGAGAAGGAGCGUCAGAUAGAGGAGCUGAUUCGCAAGCUGGAGCAGGAGCAGCGUCUGGUGGAGGAGCUCAAGAUGCAGCUAGAGGUGGAAAAGAGGAAUCAACAGGGAGCGACGCAGCAGCAGGGUGAGCUUGAAACCAGGAUAAAAGAGGAGCAUGAUGCCUUCUCCAGCUGUAACUCCACUCUGGAAAAGGAAGAGUCCCAGGGGCAGGCACAGAAGUUCUACAUUGCUACACAAGGAGUGCAGGCCUCCCAGACCAUCCUCAGCACUCAACCAGAGCAACAUACCCUUCCCAUCACCAUCCAUAUUCCACAGACACGGCCGGUUCUCCAAACCACAGAGUCUGUCUUGGCUCAAACAGAGAGUGCAGCAUUUCAGCAGCACAAAAAUCUGACACAGGCUGCACCUCAAAUAAUGUCGGUGUGCAACAGCUCUGGCUCAGGCAUCCAGCUGGGGCAGAAGCAGGAGCAGCAAAGAUCUGAAGUGGCUGAGUCAUGCUCACCUAGACACAGUCCUCCAAAUGGAUUCACCACUAAAUCAACCUCCCCUUGCCACCCCAGCUACAUCCAUCCACCAUCUCCAUUCAACAGUCAUCACAGCCCCAAGAACAAAGACCCUCCUCGAUAUGAGGAGGCUGUCAAACAGACUAGGGCACUUCAGGCUACUAUGCAGAUUCCUACUGCAGUCAGUCAGCACAUGGAUGACUUGUUUGAUGUCCUGAUUGAGAGCGGAGAAAUCUCUCCCCUGCUCCAAGAUGUUCUCUCCACGGAUAAACUUCUGCCUGUGACAGCCAGUGUAACCACUCUCCCCAUCAACACUGCACUGUCUCGUCCGCCACCUCAAGUCCAUGUGGCCCAUAUGCCUAGUCUUGUGGCACUGGCCUCAGAUCACCAGCUGGAGGCUCUACUGGAAGGAACGCUGCCACCAAAUACAGAGCCCCGUGCUCUGCGUCUCAUGGAGGAACUGCACAGCCAGUUGUUGGAGCCACCCCAUUCACCCAUGGAUACCAGUGAGCUGAGAUUUUCCACUUCGUCACCUCCAUCCCUCCACCUGCAUGACACCAACCUGGACAACAUGGAGUGGUUGGAACUGACUACGCCAGGGCCAGCAGGCAUCUCUGCACCGGCUGCCAUCUUCUCCUCUGACUUCCUGGACUCUCACGAUUUGCAAUGGGACUGAGAGAAAAGAACCUUCUGGUAUGAACCACAGGUCAGGUAGAUGUUCGGAGGUGAGGGAUGAAUUAGUCUUAGUCAUUGGGAGAGUUGGAGUAUAGGAACAGACCACUGGCCUCAUGCAAGAGCAGUGGAGGAUGGAGAGCUCUCUCAGCCUCUGUUAAAUUCAGCAUGAUGUUACUGGAUCCCUGAUAGAAACGUCUUGUAGACACUGACCAUGAGUGCUUCAGCAAUUGCAGAUUCGUGCACUAAUAACUGUCUUUGAAGACAAAGAAAGAAUGUUGGCCAUUUUUGUUAAUUUUCAAUUUUUUGUAACGUGUAUGUUUUUUAUUUUUUUACCUCUUCUGUUUUUCUUUUGUGACUUUGCCAGCUUUGUUGGCUUUACAUAUGACCUCUGUUUUGCAGCAGCUCCAUGCCACCUGCAUUUUUGUCAGAUGUUCAAUGUUCCAAAGAAAAGGUUCAGAGAGUAAGUUUGUUUACUAAAGUGAGAAUGAGGCUAUUGUGCAGAGAAACUCAUAAUCUAAUGUCACAUCAUUAUCAUCACUGUGAAAAAGAAAAUAACAGUAUUGGCCCAGCUGCUAUCUGUUGGGUAUGUAGAGGGCACUCACUACAGCAUCCAAGUCAGGUGAAACAGGCACAUUAGUGAUUAGUAUUAUCUUAAUCACUGGUGCACUUUUUUUUUUUUUUUUUAAAGUGUUCUGCCUGAUGGCAGGUCCAUUCCAACAGCUUCGUCCAUCAAAGUCUCUCGGGAAGAAUCCCAUUGCCUUCUAUUGGAUUAUUAUAGAGGUUUUUUCCUCUCAACCAUUCACACCUAUGGACAAUUUUUAGAGUAGCCAGUUGACCUAACCCGCAUGUCUUUGGACUGUGGGGGAAACCAGAGCACCUGGAGGAAACCCAUGCAGACACGGGGAGAACAUGCAAACGUCACACAGAAAGGCCCCUGUCAGCCAUUGGGCUCAAACCCAGAAUCUUCUUGCUGUGAGGCAACAGUGCUAAUCACUACACCACCGUUCCACCCACUGGUGUACUAGUGCCUUUGAAUAACAGAAAAACAAACACGUGGUAAUUAACAGUUUAAAAUUUGAUGUGGAAAAUAAGCUGCUUAAUUGUUCAUAAAACAGACUGUCUUAGAAAUAUGACAUGAACUUGUGACCAAUAAUUUAAUGCCUGUAACCAGUUUAUGAAAGUGUCAGAUAUUUUUCUUAAAAUUUGUUACUUGUAGCUCUUUCAUUUACAUAGUAGUCCAAAGUAAUGUUUUUCUUUUGAUGACCUUGUCAUUCAAUAUAGAAGUUAUGUUUUGUAAAUUAUGAAUGCGUGGCAACAUCUACUAGCAACACACUGUUGUGUUUAGGCAGGCUGUUUAAUUUAGGAUUUAGCUUCACCUUAGUAAUUGUUCCAGCAGAAGAGGAGUGCACUGACGAAGUCACUUAAGCCACACGUUUGGUGUCAAAAAUGUAGCAAUUACUUGCAUCAAGAAUACACAUGCUAUCAGUUUAUUGCAUUACUGUACCAUCAGACUGUAUGUAACAUAGCAAAUGAAGAGGUAUAGUCA